Messenger RNA from Raphanus sativus (radish), 1458 nucleotides. RefSeq lists its product as uncharacterized. Bases 1 to 1458 code for a protein of 485 amino acids. The transcript has a single exon. NCBI's taxonomy places the organism in Eukaryota, Viridiplantae, Streptophyta, Magnoliopsida, Brassicales, Brassicaceae. The record is from RefSeq and is a predicted model, not a curated record.
AUGGAUAAAGUCUUAAUGGCUCUUUCCCUAGAUGAAAAAGAAGUUCCUUUUGCCAUGCCUGACCUCCCUGAGUUCAGUUCUGCAGAGGAAAACAAGCUUAGUUUGAUGGGGAGAUUACUGAACCCAGAUCGUCAGAAAAUACCAAACUUGAUCAGGAGGAUGCCGAGGAAGUGGCAAAAAGAGGGCAUAGUUCGUGGGAUAGCUCUUUCGCCAGAACGAUUUCAGUUCAUUUUUAACAAUGAACAUGACCUGCUAGAUGUUCUUGAAAGAGGAGUUCAGACCUUUGAAGAAUGGGUCAUCGUGGUUGAGAGAUGGGUGGAAAACCCUCCGGAGGAUUACCUCCAGUACGUGCCGGUGUGGGUCCAGAUUAGGGACAUUCCGGUGAACUGCUACACCAAAGAAGCUUUGACGGCCAUGGGGGAUUUGGUGGGGAAAACAUUGCUGGUAGCCUUCGAUCCGUCGAAACCUAUCACCCAAGACUUCAUUAGGGUUUUGGUGAAGUUCAACGUAGCCAACCCUUUGAAAACGUCUCGAGUCAUUACGUUGAGAGAUGUAGCUGCUACGAUUCGUUUCAACUACGAAAAAAUUCAGAAACGAUGCUUCACUUGUCAGCGCCUCAACCAUGAGAAGGAUUACUGCCCUCUUAACGUCAGGAAAAGACAACAAGAAGCGAAAGAAAGAAGGGAGGUUGCAGUAGCUAACUUGGAGAAGAAGAAAGUGCUCAUAAGCUCGGAUGACCCGUUGUUUGGAGUGCUAGAAGAGGAACAAGUAGGUAUGGACCCGGGCUCAGGUCGAAUGAAAAUAGCAGAAGAAGUGCUAGACGAGAUGAGAAGGUAUCUAAGAGCUGAUACAGGGGAAAGCUAUGGUGUGAAAGUCGACAAGGUCCAACGAUCAGUUAAACUUGCUGAAAAUGGGAACUUGACACAUAGACUGGCUCUGAGACUUGAGGCUCCUCCUCUGUUUACGACCGAUUUAAACAGAGGAAAGGGCAUUGUCUUUGACUAUCAAGAUAGUGGGGGAGCGCCAGAUGCUCAAAGUGUUCAAAGCAACCCCAACAAGCUCAUGACAGCCUCUUUUAAGGCUCACUCCAGCUUGGCGCGAAGAUCAGCUCCGACAUUACUUCUCCUCCAAGAUGACACAGACAGUGUAGGGAAUUCUGCUGUUCCUUCUUCUAACUAUCCAACGGUGUUCACAGCAGGUAAAACUGCUCUCUGCUCUUCCGGGAUAGUUAAGAAAAGGCCAGCCCCUAGAAGGAGACCUCUAAAAUCAAUGAGACAUCCGAAAACAAGAGGCGACCUGAGGGGAAAAGAAAUGGAGUCAGAAGAGAAAAGAGAAGGGAAGCAAGCUAUGGGGUGCAAAAAAAGGAAGUGUUCUGCAGAUGAAGAAGAGAUAAAACCAACCAGCAAGGCGGCUUGCAUCAAGGCGAUCCCGGAUGAGGAAUUGUCCCCACCCCAAUGA